GUGAAGUUCUUUACAGAGAGAGAGAAAGAGGGGGGAAAGAACAAGAGAGCGACCACAUUCUUUAUUCCUCUCACAAUUUCCCCCAAAUGCUUCGCCGAAUUCUAACUGAAAUACAUUCUGGGUCCGAAUCUUUUCCUUCUUUCGAUCAAAUCUAAACAAACUUGCCCUCAAGGUACAAAGAUCAGUCGUCUAAUUUCACAUUCUUUAUGAAGUUAUGAAUCUUUAGUCAGAUGGAUUCGCUUAUCGACGGAGUUCGUUCUUUGCCACCCAGCCAUAACUCUGCCACCAUGUCAACCUUCAAUCCGCGUUCAAGAAGCCGACCUCCUCAUCCGCGCUCCGCAAAACAAUCAAACCGAGAAAUAUCUCCAUCUUCAUCCCAUUUCUUACCAGAUAUCUCCACAAUGUCUGUUGCAAGUUCUUAUAAAACCUCCAAGGAUUACAUCGAAAAGGAAGCCAUACCAUCUACCCACUCAAAACCUAAUUCUGCACCCGAUAAACGGAAACCAGAUGUUCAAUCGGCGAGAGAUUACUUCCAUAACCACAUCCUAGAGGUGGAAGCUAAAUUCGGAAGCAAACAGCCCAUCAAUCCACCAAUGGGCAUGAACACAGAUCGUGGACAUGGUCAUGGUCCUGUUCCUAGCGCAAGCCCACAAAACAGUUUCUAUUCCGUCACACAGUUUUCAGAAGCCAAAGAAAGCUUCACCAGCACAGAGGUGAGCGAGUUUGCAAGCACAAUCGGUAAGGAUGACGAAAGUGGUCAAAUCAGUGGUCAAACUAGCGACUAUCUUGAAAGCAACAAGACAAGUAGUAUAUACAGAGAAAGCACUGGAAGCGAUCUAAGCGAUGAUAGUACCUCAAGCAGUUUCAAUAGCGCCAUUUUCAAACCCCACAAGCAAAACGACACAAGAUGGGAAGCAAUUCAAAUCGUAAGAUCCAGAAACGAAACUGGUAUGAUAGAAAUCAGAAACUUUAGACAUCUAAAGAGAUUGGGAUGUGGAGACAUAGGAAGUGUUUAUCUUUCUGAGUUGAUCGGGACACAAAACUACUUCGCCAUGAAAGUGAUGGACAAAACUGCCCUCGCAAGCAGGAAUAAGCUCUUGAGGGCACAAACGGAAAAGGAAAUCCUGCAAUCUCUUGAUCACCCGUUUCUCCCCACUUUAUAUGCACAUUUUGACACCGAAAAGUUGUCAUGUUUAGUCAUGGAGUAUUGCCCAGGUGGCGAUUUGCAUGCUCUCCGCCAAAAACAACCUGGAAAGUUCUUCCCGGAGCACGCAGUCAGGUUUUAUGUAGCAGAAGUGCUCCUUGCUUUGGAGUAUUUGCAUAUGCUUGGGAUCAUUUACAGAGACCUUAAACCAGAGAAUGUAUCCAUGAGAACCACCACCACCACUGUGGAACCGAAAACCUCCGAUUCCCGUGAUCAGCCUGCUUGUAUCGAACCAUCUUGCAUGGUUCAGCCAUCCUGUAUGCAACCCUCCUGUUUCAGUCCCCGUUUUAUGAGCAAACCCAAGAAAGAAAAGAGAUCAAAACCAAAAACAGAGAUUUACAACCAAGCGAUUCCAUUACCUGAGCUGAUUGCAGAGCCGACAAAUGCCCGGUCGAUGUCGUUUGUUGGGACCCACGAGUAUCUGGCACCGGAGAUCAUCAAGGGUGAAGGGCAUGGGAGUGCUGUGGAUUGGUGGACGUUUGGGAUUUUUCUAUACGAGCUUUUGUUUGGUAAAACUCCGUUCAAAGGGGCGAGUAAUCGGGCGACGUUGUUCAAUGUGGUUGGGCAUCCGUUGAGGUUUCCAGAAACGCCUUCGGUUAGCUUUGCAGCGAGGGAUUUGAUUAGAGGAUUAUUGGUGAAAGAACCGCAGCAUCGGCUUGCUUACAGGAGAGGGGCGACGGAGAUCAAACAGCACCCAUUUUUUCAGAGUGUGAAUUGGGCGUUGAUCCGUUGUGCCACUCCGCCGGAUAUUCCGAUUCCGUCGCCGGAGAGAGUAGAGGUAAAGCCUACUGGUAGCUACUUAGAGAUUGAUUUCUUUUAG
Lactuca virosa is the source of this 2024-nucleotide messenger RNA. Lineage: Eukaryota; Viridiplantae; Streptophyta; Magnoliopsida; Asterales; Asteraceae. The record is from the annotation of a GenBank genome assembly.